Dreissena polymorpha is the source of this 1916-nucleotide messenger RNA. RefSeq lists its product as uncharacterized. Bases 736 to 1173 code for a protein of 145 amino acids. The record is from RefSeq and is a predicted model, not a curated record. NCBI's taxonomy places the organism in Eukaryota, Metazoa, Mollusca, Bivalvia, Myida, Dreissenidae. The transcript has 4 exons.
CGAAAGCCCUUUCCAUAACAUCGGAGAAUGGUCAAAUAAUAAUGAAAAUCAUCGCAGAACACGAAUCCCGCAAUGUACAAACAUUUUUACAAGAUAUUAGUUUAAUUACCUAUAUUUAAUGAAAAAAAGAACUGACCAUCACCCUCACUUUUAAUGACCUGGAUCAUAACAUUGUUUAGAGACUUCACACUAUUCUUUAUUUUAAGAUGCGCUCGUUAAGUUGACGUUGACGUCAUCGUCUUUAGCGUAUUUGGACAAUAUAAUAUGACCAUUUUUUUUAUGAAAUUCACCAUUUAUAUCGGACUCAACGCAACUGGCUGGAUUUAAAGCUCUUGUCUGAUUAGCUUUGUAUUUCAAUUAUCCACCGAAAUUGUAGUUUGUCCACACGUUAAUUAUUGAGAAUUAUUUUGAAAACUAUGUAUCAUCCUGCCCACUUCGUGAUCAUGACUCAAUCUUGAAAGAAGUACUUGGAAUCCCAAUAACUUUCUGAUAAAAAAUGAACAAGUGAUAUCAUACGCAACUGGAGUCUAUCUGAAAUGAUUAGAGAUUGUAUGAGUUGUUGAAACGUUGCAGGGUAUUCAAUUGAAGAACAAAUAACUGCAUGCUGCAUUAAAAUUAGACAUGGCGGAUCAUGUGUGUGUGGUUAUAUUUAUAUGUUCGUGUGUUGUCCUUGUUUUGACAGACAGUACAGAUAACUGUCAAAAGGAUUAAGUAGGGAUCGCACAUAAGCUGUUUAUGUUUCCAUUCAAGUGGAGUGCACAAGAAUUAGAAUCAGUCGCAUGUGACAAAUACGGAACUACGAUUGGCCAUUGUAGAGGUAUAAGCGUGUUCGAUUGUUCAGUUGAGCAGUCAUUUAGAGGUCUUUACAGCAUGUCUUCAAAUGCCAACCUUACACAGGUCAUUCUCACAAUAAUCACAUUCGAUGAGACCCUUGCCGGCGAGUACUGCUGUUCAAAGGAAAGCAAGAAAGAGUCCACGUGUCAAUGCGUCCAAAAAGCAGAACCACUUACGCCGAAACCAGCACCUUCUACAGAAGCCCCUACUGCACCUGAAGGCACACAGACACAAGCUUCUUCCACUGGAAUACAAAUAGGUAAACCAUGGCGACUGAUGAGGCACGCAAACUUAUUUGAAGACAUGCGGACUUUUGAAAUUAAUUGUAGUAUAUGGUGAUUGAUCCUAUAACGGAAAUUGAAAACGAAAAAAUCUAAUGAUUAUUCUGUAAAAAAAAGUUCCGAAAGGUUCACACAGAAACGCUUUCUCCUAUUUUAUUCAUGUGAUGAACAUAUUUAUUACUAUUUUCCUAGACCAAUUUAUAAACAUCAACAAAUGUAAACAUUACUCGCAUGCUAUCAUUGAAAGCCACCUUAUUAGCCAGUUCUUGCUUAUGUGUUUUGUUUCGUUAUUUAUGGAAUUUUAUGGCAUUAUUAUUGGUUCCCAUGUUUAAUUCACAUUGUGUAUGGAAAAAUAUAUCAACGUCAAUUUUUUAAAAUCUGCAAAUUAUGUUUGAAUGUGUUUUUUAACAAUGUAGACGACCAAUACGUACAUGUAGGGCUUGACAGAAAAGUCUUUCUAAUUAAAAAAACUAUUGCAAAAACCUUGAUACCAAACUUGAUUGAAUUUGAUCAAACAUUAAUCUUUCAUUCAGCUAGAGUACAAUGAUACGAUUAUCAUGAACAGGUACAUGUAUUGACCAUUCCUUCACCGCAUAGCAUGAACAGCACAAUUAUUCAUCACCCUUUAUAAUGUUUGAUGCUUAUAAAACAGUAGCUUAAUCAUACUUGCUUACAUGUUUCUUUAUGUAUGCUUAAAGAAUAUAUUUAUGUUAUGCAUUUUGUACUUAUUGUUCUUUAUGUUUUCGAUAUUUUAUGUUGGUAAUUACAAUAACGGAAUCAAACAAUACACUAAUACAAGCU